AUGCCAGAAAGUCCACACGUCGUUCACGGUCGCGCUCAUGUUCUAGACAACCAAGGGAUACCAGGAGUAGAAGUCGGAGUCCUGCUAGGAAAAGGCGACGUCGCCAUUCACGUUCAGUUUCUUAUUCAAGGUCGAGGUCAAGGGAGCGACGACGAAGACUUCCGUCCAGGUCUCGAUCUCAUUCAAGGGACCGAAAAGAAAACAGGCGAUCAUCGAGGUCGCGCUCUCGUUCGUUCAUCCGACUCAGAGGAGGACAAAUAUCAUCGUAAGAGAGAGAAAAGAAAGGACGGAAAGCGCUCGAAGAGCAAAGAACGCAAGAGAGAUAAAAAACGUGAAAAGAAGGAACGCAAAGAGAAGGUCAAGGGAAAGAAAAAGAAAGACAAAGGAAGUGUGCCUCACUGGGGCAAAUAUGGGAUUAUAUCUGAUAUCGAAAGCUUUAGCAUUUUUACGAAAGGCCAGGAAUUUCAUACCUGGCUAGUGGAGGAACGGAAGACAAAUCCCGAAACAAUAUCCAAAGAACAACAGAAGAAAGAGUUCUCGCGGUUUGUGGAGGACUAUAACACAGCCACUUUACCCCAUGAAAAAUAUUACAACAUGGAAGCUUACGAGAGGAGAAUGUCGGCAUUGAGGCAAGGAGAGUAUCUCCCGCCAACUGACGAUAUUUACGACUUCAAUGCCGAUCUGAAAGCUGUUAGCAGCUCACACAAGAAGAAACUGACAGAGCAAGAAUCAUAUAUGAGCAAAGAACAGCUCCAAGAGCUACGGAGAGUUCAGCAGGAGCGGAGUGAGGUCGGUAGAAUGAAACUUUUGGGUAUGGAUGUGAAGCAAAACUUCGGAGUUCGGAUGGAUGGUACAAUGUUCGAUGGAUAG
This is a messenger RNA of Psilocybe cubensis, 870 nucleotides long. RefSeq lists its product as uncharacterized. NCBI's taxonomy places the organism in Eukaryota, Fungi, Basidiomycota, Agaricomycetes, Agaricales, Agrocybaceae. The transcript is spliced from 6 exons. Bases 1 to 870 code for a protein of 289 amino acids. The record is from RefSeq and is a predicted model, not a curated record.